Messenger RNA from Oryzias melastigma (Indian medaka), 2455 nucleotides. RefSeq names its product BAR/IMD domain containing adaptor protein 2 like 2a (gene baiap2l2a). Gene Ontology annotation, molecular function: protein binding. The transcript is spliced from 14 exons. Lineage: Eukaryota; Metazoa; Chordata; Actinopteri; Beloniformes; Adrianichthyidae. The coding region runs from base 223 to 1533 and encodes 436 amino acids. Gene Ontology annotation, cellular component: nucleoplasm; cytosol. Gene Ontology annotation, biological process: actin crosslink formation; actin filament bundle assembly; plasma membrane organization. The record is from RefSeq and is a predicted model, not a curated record.
GGAGCCGAGCGCAGAGUGCAGGCUCCGCGUAUGUACACACAGAGCAUGUGCCAGAGCAUUUUAUGAUCCAGUCUGCUUAAUUAUUUACUCCUGUCUUUCUCUGGCAACGCCGGUGUGGAUUACAGCGGCCUCCUCCUCCUCCUCCACACACUCAGAUCUGCUGGAGGCUGAGGCGCGUUGGCUGGAUGCUGUUGUUGUUAGCGACUUUCUGCUCAUGUGAACAUGUCAGGAGUCAACACUGAUCACCUGCACCGCUCCACCUUGGGGAUUUACACAAGCUUGACUGAGGAGUUCAACCCCAGUCUUCUGAAGCUGGUUUCACUGGGAAACAGCUACGUCCAAGCUUUCAAGGCUCUUGCUGCCACCAGUGAAGCGUACUUUAGCGCGCUGUCAAAGAUUGGACAAAAUGCUCUCAACACCAUGUCAUCCCGAUCACUGGGAGACGUUCUUAUUCAGAUCUCAGAGAACCAGCGGAGGCUGAACAUGGAGCUGGAAGGAAUGUUCUCCUGGUUCAAUUCGGAGGUUCUUCAGAAGAUGGAAACGAACGUUCGGCUGGAUAGAAAUUACCUAUCAGACAGCCGGGUGAAAUACGAGACGCUGGUCCAUAACCAGGAGAGGCAGCUGAGAAGAGGAGCCAGUCAGGACUUCAGUGAGUUCGAGCGCUUCCUCAGGGAGAGCCACGGCGAGGCUCUGAAGGAAGAGGAGCGGCGAUUCCGCUUCCUGGCAGAGAAGCACAGCAGCCUGAUGCAGUCCGCGGCCCAGCUUAUGAACCGGACUGGAGGAAACCUCCAGCACCGAGCUGAAGCUUGGACAGAGGACAUCAGCGUCACCAGACAGCCGGAGAUCAGGAGGCCCGCCUCAGUGGGGAGAACGGACGGAAUGAAAAUGAAGGAGGACAACUUUAUAAAGGGCCGAGAUGAGGAGCCGCUUGGCAACAUCCCAUCAAGAGCUCCGUCUCCACAGGGAAGCGUUUCUCGCCUCCGACUGGACUCCACAGGAGGCGCCGCUGGUGAAAGAACCAUGAGGGCUAAGGUGGCGUACCGCCCCACUGAUGUUAACCCCAGUAUGCUGACCUUCAGCAAGGGAGAGCGAGUCAUCGUGAUGAGCCAGCAGCCCAAAAACGGCUGGCUGUACGGACGGAACGACAACGGGUCACGUAAGGGAUGGUUUCCAGCUGCCUUUGUGGAACCAGCGAUUCCUCCUGAAAGUCCCAUGAGCUCUCGUAACUCCACCAUACGAGGAAGCAACAUCAGCUUAAACAGUUUGCCACCAGCCAGCAACCAGGGUGGAGCAGCCCCUCCACCUCCACCGCCACCACCACCACCUCAGUCUUUACCUGCAAGUCCGUCGCCACAGAGUCAGCCAAGCACCGUCAAGAGAGCACCCGAGUCUCAACCAGAAAACAAGCAGAGACCACAAGUUCAGGAUUCUCGACCCGAGCUCUUCCCAAGGGGUACCAACCCGUUUGCAACGGUGAAGCUGAAACCCACGUCCACCAACGACAGAUCAGCUCCACGCCUCUAUCGCCGGUGACGAGUCAACCGCUCCGCAUUCAGCUUUUACUCUCCUUUAAAAAAUGGAUCAGGACUUUGUAAAGAGUUUUAAAUAAUCCUUCACAAGAUGGCCACUAUGAGACCUUUAGAACAAUAGUUUUAGAAAAAUACAAGCUUUCUUAGUGAUUUCUAAAUGACCCCCUCUGAUGAAAGUGAUGUUUCUGACAUGUUCUUGUGGCAUUUUUCUGAUUUUGGAGGACAUAUUUGAAGAAAAUUAAGCUUUAACUUGAGUAUUUCUUUAUUUAAAUCAAUGUGAACUCCACCCACUGCUGAAAUUCAUUACUGGAGUUGCAGAUCAUGAAGUGAGACUUAAAUGGUUUGACCAAUCACGAAAUUCAACUGUAAUACCUAGUUUCAACCAGUAGGGGGCAGCAGUUUUUGACUAUAUUUUCCUGUUUAUUUUAAUUUAUCAAAAAUGUGGCAAUGACCAAUCAACAGCCAAAAAAAGGUGAUUUAGCGUUUGGUUACCUUUUAAGAAAAAGAAUCAUGUUUGUACUGUAGAAAACUAAAUGGGCGGGGCAUAAGCUUCCUGCUCCGCCCCAUUCUGAUGCAUUCAUGCCUUGUCGGUUCCAAAAUUGUUCGUUGCACCGGUAAUGUUAGGUUGGGGGUGUGACUGGCUGUAAGCUAGCGGGAAAGAGCGUCAAUAGAUGGGUGAUGGGAAAAGGGGCGGGGUUGCUUGCUAAUGAACUCUGUAGAAAGUAUGUCCUAAAAAAAUGUUUUCAGCUAAAAGCAGCAUAAUUAUAAUUAAAAAAACAGUAGAAAUGAUUUUGAAUUAGAUUAAAAGUUGAUUGGUGUGGGACUUUAACCCUUUAACACCUGGACACCUAAACACAAAAUCUUUAACAUACUGAAAUGUUUCAAUCGUGAACACUAUCAAUGUAAUUCCAGUAGAUUGUGAAGGA